Molecule: messenger RNA, 549 nt
Organism: Ambispora leptoticha
Lineage: Eukaryota; Fungi; Glomeromycota; Glomeromycetes; Archaeosporales; Ambisporaceae
Source: the annotation of a GenBank genome assembly
CAUCAACUGAUAUAUUAAAACUUUUACCAGAACCAAAAGACUUGGAAAUUUCGUAUGAACAAGGAUCUAUUUAUGUAUCUUGUACUGCUGAAUCAAAUUCCAACAUAGAAUAUUAUUGGCUUUGUAUAAAUAUAGUUGGUUCGAAAGAACAAGAGGAAAAAACAAUUAAAUUUGAUGGUUCAUUAAAAAUUAUUGAAAAAUUUUCUAAUGACUUGAUUAAUUCAUCUGAUGGUGCUAAAAUUGAAAUUUGUGCUUCUGCAAAGGCAAUAGGACAUGAUUUGAUAUUAGACAGCAAAAUUAAAACUUCAGCUCCUUAUUCUAAUCUUGUGCAGUAUGCUGCGCCUCAAAAUGUUAAACACACAAAUAACAGUAAUAGUAUCAUUGUAUCAUUAAAAGCACCAAACAAUGGUCGUUAUGAGAUUCAAAUUAUGAGUGUAGAUAAUGAAUAUUGUUGUGAUGAAAAAUUGAUGACGUCUAUCCAGUCUGUCAAGACGUCUGUAGGUUUUGGAAGUUGGGUAAAAGAUUUUUCAGCAAAUGUUUCUCGUCCAU